AUGAAGACCUUCACUGCUAUCGCCUUUGCGGCCUUGUUGGCCGCGGGUGAAGCCGCAACUCACAAUUCCGCCAACACCUGUAACGAGCAUCAGAAGAGCGGUUUCGACUGGUCGGACCUGUCUGUUGGCUCGUUCAAAUCUUAUGGUGGCUUUAACUUCUCCGGCUUCAAGUGCAGCAACAGCUUCGGCAGCAGCAUCUCCAAGCGUGGCCAGAAAUGCAUCACUGGUACCGUCAGCAAGGGCAGCAGCAGCAGCAGCGGUAGCAGCUCGUCUACUCCUACUUUCUCUUGUGGUUCCGAGGAUUCCGGCUUCUCGAUCUCCAACUUCAAGAUCGCUACUGACAAGGAUACUGAUAUCAACAUCAUCUACCACCUUGGUGAUGGCUCAACCUGUCAGACCACGAAGUCUUGCUCCAAGUCUGGCACCACCAUCUCUAACGACCAGUGUGCCGGUGCUACUUCCGUCCAAUUCGAGCUCCCCUCGUCCUCUUCGGAAGAGUCCUGCGAAUUCGGUAUCUACAACGUUGCCUUCGACUGUGGCGCUGAUUCUAGCUCAACUGCUUCCCUGAUCGCCUCCACCACUGUCGUUCCUUCCGGAGCUGAUGCCAUCGGCAGCCCAGCCCCUGCUACCACUCCUGAGGCUGCUACUACUCCUGAGUUGACCACCUCCGUUGUCUACUCUACCCGCACUAUCACUGACUACAGCUGUGCUGAGAGUGUCACUGACUGCCCUUACCGCUCUACUCGUCUGUCUUCGGUCCCUAUCUUGACUACUAUUGUUCCAGUUUCUCAGACUCCUAGUGGUGCAGCUCCCUCGGGAUCGCCUACCGGUGUCUCCCCAGUUGGCUCGUCCCCUGCUGGUGGCUCCCCUGUUGACAGUGGCUCGACUGUUCGUGUCACUUCCACUGCUACUGUCUGCACUGCUUGCUCUGCUGGUGCUUCUGGUACCCCCGGUGCCCCUGACCAGAGCACCUCGCCUACUUCUCCUGCUGAGACUAGCCCUACUGGCUCAGCUCCUUCUGGCUCAGUUCCCUCUGGCUCAGUUCCCUCUGGCUCAGUUCCCUCUGGCUCAGUUCCCUCUGGCUCAGUUCCCUCUGGCUCAGUUCCCUCUGGCUCAGUCCCCUCUGGCUCAGUCCCCUCUGGCUCAGUUCCCUCUGGCUCAGUUCCCUCUGGCUCAGUCCCCUCUGGCUCAGUUCCCUCUGGCUCAGUUCCCUCUGGCUCAGUUCCCUCUGGCUCAGUUCCCUCUGGCUCAGUCCCCUCUGGCUCAGUUCCCUCUGGCUCAGCUCCCUCAGAAAGCGCCCCUGCUGGCAGCGGUUCCACUGUCCGGAUCACCUCCACUGCCACCGUCUGCACCGCAUGCUCUGCUGGAGCUUCUUCCUUCCCCGGUGGCUCUAGCCCCUCUGGCACUGUUCCCUCCGGCUCUUCGCCCUCCGGAUCCGUCACUGCCCCUGCUGUCUCUGGUACCCCUACUGGCUCGUCUCCCAAUGGCUCUUCCCCUGGAGAGUCCGUGACCACCGUUGUUACUUACGAGACCACCACUAUCUGCCCCGUGACCCAGACCAUCACCUCCGGUAGCUCAACCUUCGUUCAGACCACUAGCACUGUUUCCACCCAGACUGUGACUGCCACCUCGACUAUCCCCGCCGUGACUGCCAGUGGCUCUAGCCCCUCUGGCACUGUUCCUUCCGGCUCUUCGCCCUCCGGAUCCGUCACUGCCCCUGCUGUCUCUGGCACCCCUACUGGCUCGUCUCCCAAUGGCUCUUCCCCUGGAGAGUCCGUGACCACCGUUGUUACUUACGAGACCACCACUAUCUGCCCCGUGACCCAGACCAUCACCUCCGGUAGCUCAACCUUCGUUCAGACCACUAGCACUGUUUCCACCCAGACUGUGACUGCCACCUCGACUAUCCCCGCCGUGACUGCCAGUGGCUCUAGCCCCUCUGGCACUGUUCCUUCCGGCUCUUCGCCCUCCGGAUCCGUCACUGCCCCUGCUGUCUCUGGCACCCCUACUGGCUCGUCUCCCAAUGGCUCUUCCCCUGGAGAGUCCGUGACCACCGUUGUUACUUACGAGACCACCACUAUCUGCCCCGUGACCCAGACCAUCACCUCCGGUAGCUCAACCUUCGUUCAGACCACUAGCACUGUUUCCACCCAGACUGUGACUGCCACCUCGACUAUCCCCGCCGUGACUGCCAGUGGCUCUAGCCCCUCUGGCACUGUUCCUUCCGGCUCUUCGCCCUCCGGAUCCGUCACUGCCCCUGCUGUCUCUGGUACCCCUACUGGCUCGUCUCCCAAUGGCUCUUCCCCUGGAGAGUCCGUGACCACCGUUGUUACUUACGAGACCACCACUAUCUGCCCCGUGACCCAGACCAUCACCUCCGGUAGCUCUACUUUCGUCCAGACCACUAGCACUGUCUCUACCCAGACCUUGACUUCGACCUCUGUCAUUGCUACUCCCACUGGCACCGCCCCCGGCGGCUCUAGCCCCUCUGGCACUGUUCCCUCCGGCUCUUCGCCCUCCGGAUCCGUCACUGCCCCUGCUGUCUCUGGUACCCCUACUGGCUCGUCUCCCAAUGGCUCUUCCCCUGGAGAGUCCGUGACCACCGUUGUUACUUACGAGACCACCACUAUCUGCCCUGUGACCCAGACCAUCACCUCCGGUAGCUCUACUUUCGUCCAGACCACUAGCACUGUUUCCACCCAGACUGUGACUGCCACCUCGACUAUCCCCGCCGUGACUGCCAGUGGCUCUAGCCCCUCUGGCACUGUUCCUUCCGGCUCUUCGCCCUCCGGAUCCGUCACUGCCCCUGCUGUCUCUGGUACCCCUACUGGCUCGUCUCCCAAUGGCUCUUCCCCCGGAGAGUCCGUGACCACCGUUGUUACUUACGAGACCACCACUAUCUGCCCUGUGACCCAGACCAUCACCUCCGGCAGCUCUACUUUCGUCCAGACCACUAGCACUGUUUCCACCCAGACUGUGACUGCCACCUCGACUAUCCCCGCCGUGACUGCCAGUGGCUCUGCUCCUUCUGGCCCCGCCGGUGUUAUCGCCACAUCCAGCGCUCCCCAGGAGUAUACCACCACUGUUGUCACUUACGAGACCACCACCAUCUGCCCCGUGACCCAGACUGCCACCUCUAACGGUGCCACCUUCGUCCAGACCACUAGCACUGUUUCCACCCAGACUGUGACUGCCACCUCGACUAUCCCCGUCGUUGCUGCCACCGGCUCUUCUGGUGCUUCCGCUUCCACCUACAUUGGAGCUAGCGGUGAGACCGUCACUGUUACUGGUUCUGGUGCCAUUGUCACUGCCUCUGGAGCUGCUGGUGCUAGCGCCGGUGAGACUGUCACUGUCUCUGGUGCUGCUGGUGCUUACACCACCGUCACCUACGGCACCCAGAUCGUCACCAUUCCCCUACCCAGCGUUGUGACCAGCACCGCCGCUGGAGCCGUGACCACCUUCGCUGCCGCCCCCAGCGGAGCCGCCGCUCUCAGUGGAGCCGCUGCCCCUAGUGGCCCCGUCGGAUCCUAUCCUAGCGGAGUUUCCCCCGUUGGCAGCGGCUCAGGCUCUUCAUCUAGCCUGCGCGUCUCUUACACCCCCGGCGCCACUCCCAGUGCUAGCACUGGCUCCGGCGCGAGCGCAUCUUCCUCAUCUGUGCCCGUGUUCAACUCGGCCUCAAGCCUGUCAAUUGCUUCCAGCCUCCUGUUCGGAUCAGUUGCUACCUUCAUGGCACUGAUGCUCUAA
Molecule: messenger RNA, 3744 nt
Organism: Penicillium taxi
Lineage: Eukaryota; Fungi; Ascomycota; Eurotiomycetes; Eurotiales; Aspergillaceae
Product: extracellular serine-threonine rich protein
Exons: 3
Coding region: 1-3744 (1247 amino acids)
Source: RefSeq, a predicted model, not a curated record